GCAUAUAACACUUGCUAUGCCAAGCUCGAUCGGCCCGACUUGGCCAUCUCCUUAGUCUGUCGCGACGUAGACUACAAAACUAUCACCAUCCUAGUCGCAUCCAGAACGGUCAUACCUCUCCAUCAUCUCCUUCUUCGUGUCUACAUCAUAACGAGUUCACCUUUUCCCUGCCUCUUUCAAAGCCGCCAUCUCCUUGAGCGACCCUCCAAUGGCCGCCAAUUCCACGCCCACGAAGACAAGCUUACCCUCUCCAGCAAACUGUUCUUCACCUGUAGUGCCAUCGACAUGUACUCCAAGACAGGCCUCCUAAGAAACGCCACCAAGAUGUUUGAAAAAAAUACAAACUUUGCCAUCUGGAAUGCAUGCAUCACGAACGAGGUCCACAACGGGAACCCUCACAAUAUGGCCCGUAAAUUUGUAAAUAUUUUUCUCCUCAACGGGAAGCCUCACGAAGUGGCCUGCGGCAGGUGGUGCAAGUCGCAAUCACUGGCAGGGACGCGCGGACAUGCGGUCGGACGCGGACAGCACGCGAGGACGUCGAGCGCGUGCAUAGCGGGUCUCCUACGCCAACUCGGACAAGGCGCGGGCGUACAACAUGGGUCUCCUAGUCGAGCGCGCAUGUUUUGUCGCGCACUGGGAACGGGACGCGGAGAUCUCGGGCGAUCGGUAGUGCACGAGCAGGCGGACGGCGUGCGGGGCUUCGCGGGCAGCGUUGCUGCAAGCUUGCGUGUGGCUGGGCGCGAGUGA
Molecule: messenger RNA, 747 nt
Organism: Striga asiatica
Lineage: Eukaryota; Viridiplantae; Streptophyta; Magnoliopsida; Lamiales; Orobanchaceae
Source: the annotation of a GenBank genome assembly